This is a messenger RNA of Pseudovirgaria hyperparasitica, 1239 nucleotides long. Its product is annotated as alpha/beta-hydrolase. Bases 1 to 1239 code for a protein of 412 amino acids. The record is from RefSeq and is a predicted model, not a curated record. Lineage: Eukaryota; Fungi; Ascomycota; Dothideomycetes; Acrospermales; Acrospermaceae. Gene Ontology annotation, molecular function: epoxide hydrolase activity. Gene Ontology annotation, biological process: epoxide metabolic process. The transcript is spliced from 3 exons.
AUGUCCUCAUCAGCAUUGCUUUUACCCAUUCUCAUAUCCGUCGCCAAAUGUUACAACGCAUCAUAUCAGCCCCGCCCUUACACAAUCAACGUUGAUCCGACUUUCAUCGAAGAUACGCGUGUUAGGGCAUCUAACUUUCGGCCGUCGCUUGACAUUGAUGCGCCAGCAUGGUUUGAUGGUCCACCUGUUGCCAACGUUUCAGAAGUGGCUGAGUAUUGGGCGAGCGACUUCAAUUUCGAUCAAUUCCAAAAUGAGCUGAACACAAAUUUCUCGCACUUCAUUACGACUGUACCUCCACCGGGAGAGAUGUAUAAUCGAUCUUUGGAUAUCCACUUUAUUCAUGAAGUUUCUGAUCGCGAGGAUGCCAUUCCAAUGCUUCUGCUCCACGGCUGGCCAUCGACAAGUCUCGAAUGGGCGAAGGUGAUUCCUAGCCUCGCCCAUCCGCCAAACAGCUCCCUCCCAGCUUUUCACGCUGUUGCGCCUGAUCUCCCAGGUUUUGGUUUCAGUCCUGCUCCGACCACCCCUGGGCUCAAUCCAGAAGGGCACGCGAUCGUAUUUGCGAGUCUCAUGGAGCAACUAGGCUAUGAACGCUACGUCGUCUACUCAACAGACCUGGGAUUCGUAGUUGCACAGCACAUGGUACCAAAGUACGUUGAUCGCAUCAUCAAUCACGUCACGGACUUUUAUCUCGUUUUUCAGAAUGCGACCGACUCGGCAAGAUUCGCAAAUAAUCAGACGACGCCGGAAGAGACUGCCUACAUUUCGUCUCAGAAUGAUUUCCUCGCCAAUCAUGGAGGAUACUCUGAUGUACAUAGUACAUUGCCGUUGUCUCUCGCCCACACGCUACUUGACAGUCCUGUUGGAUUCCUGGCGUGGAUGUGGCAACUAGUAUACACAGUCAGCGAUGUACCGCAAACCGCAGAAGAACUCAUACGGCGGGCACUAGCAUUAUACAUUCCAGGCCCAUAUGGAAACAUUCGGUCUUAUAAAGAGCUGUUUGGUAUAAACCUGUUUACGGGCGUUAAAACGAAAGUGCCUGUUUCCGCAGUGCAGUGGGGUUAUCCCAGCCCUGCGUACCCAGCUUUGAAGGAUUUCAACUAUGCUCCUCGAGACUGGGUUGAACGAACUGCCAACCUAACCUACUUCAAGAGACUACCGGUUGGUGGCCAUUUUCCAGCAGAGAGCCGUCCACAAUUGUGGAUUGAGACCAUCUGGGAGAUAUUUGCGGCUGCCGUCUAG